This is a messenger RNA of Rangifer tarandus platyrhynchus (Svalbard reindeer), 783 nucleotides long. The record is from the annotation of a GenBank genome assembly. NCBI's taxonomy places the organism in Eukaryota, Metazoa, Chordata, Mammalia, Artiodactyla, Cervidae.
AUGGGGGUGUGGGCCAGGGCCCAGGGCAGCACGUGCACCCGCCAGUCCCGCCGCGCUGGGCCGGGCUCAGCGGCCGCACUGCCUACUUGCCCAGGGGCCACGUCCUCAGGAGGCUCCGCCGCCUCUGAAGGCGGCUCUCACUGGGGCAGCCCGAGCCAUGUCCCCACUGCCAGGCCCGCCCUGGGGUCCACUGCCGUGGAGCGGGGCUCAGGCUGCUUCCAGAGCGGCUGCCGUGCCCGGCUCCAGGCACCGCUGCCCUUCUGCUCUGGAGCGGGGAGAGAAGCAGAGGCCCUUUCUGCACACCCGAGGCCCCAGCUGCCCGCUGUGGGAGCCUCGUCCUGCUGGGCACCAGGCACUGGGCCUGGACCCUGUCCUCCCACAGCCCCGGCCCAGGAGGCGGCCCCUCACCGGCAUGCAUGCGCCUCCGGGCCCGGAGCCCCAGCCUAUGGGCCUGAUGGCUGGCCCUUCUGGCCACAGCGGGACCGGCUGCGGCAGAGGCCGCCCCCAGCCUCAGAGGAAGCAGGGCCUCCUCCCCACGCUCUGCUGCAGGCCUUGCUCCUUGGCAGGGCCCUCUGCCAGCUCAGCCCUCUCCCCUUCCCGGCGCUGGGCAGAGGGCCCCCCGGCCCUCCACAUACACAAGUUCUCGGCUCGGCCGAGCACGUCCAGGCCACAGGACGGCUCCACAGGGGUCUGCGCUCAGCCACGCCGCCAGGCAGCGUCGACUCCACAGGGUGGAUGCCUCCAGAAACUGCCCACCAGGCCCACGGAAGGUUACCCCAGUGA